AUGAAUGUAAGCAGAACCAAGACAUCUAAACGCACACAGAGACGAUUCAGUGUCUAUCAACAGCAAUCACCAAAAUCAACAGAACAGCAACAGCAGAAACUAAAACAGGAGAAACUGCAGCAACAGCAGGACCAGCAGCAGCAACUCUCACAAGAACAGGUACAAGAUCAAAAAGAUCAAUAUGAAGAAAAAGAGCUAAAGCAAGAACAAAAACAAAUCGAACAGGAACAAGAACAAAAUCUAGAUGUGGAACAGAAGCUGAACCCAGAUGAUGACCAGGAGCAAGAGCAAACUGAAGAUCCACAGCUGAAAACAGAGCCAUCCCAGGCAGCCAAAAUGGAAUCAAAAGAUACACAAACAAGAAAGGAGCAGAAUUUCUGGUACUGGCUCCCUCACCUCACUGACAAUUCUCCGUGGGAAUGUCUUGUCAAGGGUAAAGGCCAAGAAAUUUUAGAAACAGUUUUCAGCAGUACAUCAGGAUCUCAGUAUACAAAGUUUACACGCCGACACAGAGAUACUGAGCAAACUACAGAAACUGCACAGCACAGCACACAUGGCCAAACCACUCCAACUCAGCCUCGCACCCAAAGUUCAAAUCCAUCUCAUGAAGCCAGACCAACAGGAAUGCAGCACAGGCCUGAUACCUCAGCAGGAUGUAGCAAUAAUGUUCCAGGAACAAGAAAUGUUUCUCAAAGUGGACCGUCUCAUGGAGGAAUGACAGAUCCAUAUCCAUCUCAUGAAGCCAGACCAACAGGAAUGCAGCACAGGCCUGGUACCUCAGCAGGAUGUAGCAAUAAUGUUCCAGGAACAAGAAAUGUUUCUCAAAGUGGACCGUCUCAUGGAGGAAUGACAGAUCCAUAUCCAUCUCAUGAAGCCAGACCAACAGGAAUGCAGCACAGGCCUGGUACCUCAGCAGGAUGUAGCAAUAAUGUUCCAGGAACAAGAAAUGUUUCUCUAAGUGGACCAUCUCCUGGAGGAAUGACAGAUCCACGUAUGUUUCUUCCAUUAAUGCAGGCAGCUCGCAGUAUGGGUUUUGAUCCUAACAUGUUUUCUCGUUUGGGGUUAUCUGCUCCUGCACAAAAUCCAGCGGCUCCAGAGGGAUCACAACGUCUACCAAAUAUUAAUUUCCUGCCACCAACACCAUCAUCACUAGAGUCUAGUCUAAAUGAGACACUGAAUAUUAUCCAGGAAAUUAUUGCAGGGACUGUUGCUCUGUGUCGCCAGCGGCCAGAGCUAACAGUAGGUCAAAUGAAAAGAAAAAUUAGAGGAUUGUUUCAUCAGAUGCUUACUGAACCUGCCAACAAACCUCAGCAGUAAGUGAAGGAGGUGCCAUAAUGACAAUACUCUAUUUAAGAUCAUGUGGGAAAUUUUGAAAGCUCAAGU
Molecule: messenger RNA, 1383 nt
Organism: Schistocerca cancellata (South American locust)
Lineage: Eukaryota; Metazoa; Arthropoda; Insecta; Orthoptera; Acrididae
Exons: 8
Coding region: 1-1317 (438 amino acids)
Source: RefSeq, a predicted model, not a curated record